Fusarium oxysporum Fo47 is the source of this 746-nucleotide messenger RNA. RefSeq lists its product as uncharacterized. Gene Ontology annotation, molecular function: ubiquitin protein ligase activity; metal ion binding. Lineage: Eukaryota; Fungi; Ascomycota; Sordariomycetes; Hypocreales; Nectriaceae. The record is from RefSeq and is a predicted model, not a curated record. Gene Ontology annotation, biological process: ubiquitin-dependent protein catabolic process; protein polyubiquitination. Bases 138 to 707 code for a protein of 189 amino acids. The transcript has 3 exons.
CUAUCCCUCGAGCAUCUAAAAUGACCCAAAACUAAUUUUUUUCCCCAUUUUCUUAUUCCUGACAUAUCCAUCACAUCACAUGGCAUUUUCGAAUGCCUAUUGUUACGUCCCCAUUUGGGCGCGUUCACAGCUAGGACAUGCCUGAACAGCAACAGCAAGGCCGUCAGCAAAACACCAACCUUUUGAUCCACGAUAUGUUCCGCGGCGGCGACGACACAACCGUUCACUGGGAACCAACUUCUCACCCAGUUGCUGUCGCGUGGCCUGUAAAAUGUCUUGUGUCUCGUGAAGCCAAGCGCCACUGUAUAACACAACAAGAUGUAAACAACCUCGUGGACUUUGACAGCCUUGAAUACGCGGGUGAGAUCAAGGAUCGGCUCGUCUGUCCCAUAUGCAUUGGCAUUUUUGUAACUCCAAUAAUGACGCCCUGCGGACACCUUUUCUGUCUGGAGUGCAUACAGAAGCAUCAUAGAACACGCCAGCGCUGUCCGCUGGAUAGGAGGAGGCUUCAGGCGAACAGAAUACGACUUGCCAAGGGCGUAAUGGAUGAGGUUGGAGGCUUACAUGUGCUGUGCCCUAACUCCAAGCUUGGAUGUACCUGUGAGAUGAGGCGGGAUUGCUUGGUCCAGCAUUUGUUAUCCUGUUACUAUACGGCUAAUACCAUACCGGCAAGGAGUAAAUCACAAAUAAAUACAGUUGUUCCCUGACACAAACCUUUUUCAUUACUCUUUGUGAUGACAAUUUUU